GUUUGAGACAAAGCAGUCAACAAGAAAUGUUUUUAGUUGAGUUUAUUCUUUAAAUCCAUCAGAUAGUUUGUUUUGAUGCUCACAGUGUCCGCCAAUUGUAAAUUGGCGCUUUCGUUUCUGCGUCGAAGGUUAGUGCCAGGCAGUGGACAAGUUUGUGGUAUGUCAACUAUCAUAGUUUCAUGUCAUAUGGUUGUUUUUAAUGUCCUGACGCUUAUUGAUACAAUUGUGGUAACGUAGAAACUAUCUGGUGCAACAAUGAUAAUGCACGUGGGUACACUGUACAUGACCGUUGAAGCUUUAUAGCUGUUCUUUUGAUGAAGCUGAUCAAGUCACACAGAAAAAGUUACAGUGGACAGUUUACGCCUACAACGUUUGUAUCAUUAACUGAAUUAUACUUUAUCGUGAAGACAUGCCUUUAUCGAGCAAGGCUCGAGUGUAUGCAGAUGUAAAUCUUAAUCGUCCUCGCGAAUAUUGGGAUUAUGAAUCAUAUGAAGUGAAAUGGGGUGAUCAGGAUGAUUACCAAAUUGUUCGAAAAUUGGGCCGCGGCAAAUACAGUGAAGUGUUCGAGGGGUUAAAUAUAACAAACAAUGAGAAAUGUGUCAUUAAGGUGUUGAAGCCUGUCAAAAAAAAGAAAAUCAAGCGUGAGAUUAAGAUCUUGGAAAAUCUACGUGGCGUGACAAAUGUAAUAUGUCUUGAAGCAGUAGUAAAGGAUCCCAUUUCUCGCACACCUGCCCUCAUUUUCGAACACGUUGAAAAUCGGGAUUUCAAAGAGUUGUAUCAUACCUUAACAGAUUACGACAUUCGGUACUACAUGUUCGAAUUGUUACGUGCACUUGAUGCAUGUCACAGCAUGGGAAUUAUGCAUCGAGAUGUAAAACCGCAUAAUGUUAUGAUUAAUCAUUCCCAAAGAAAGUUACGUUUGAUUGAUUGGGGUUUGGCAGAAUUUUAUCAUCCUGGACAAGAAUAUAAUGUUCGUGUUGCAUCACGAUACUUUAAGGGACCGGAGCUGUUGGUUGAUUACCAGAUGUACGAUUAUUCUUUAGAUCUUUGGUCUUUGGGGUGUGUUUUUGCUAGUAUGAUCUUCAGGAAAGAACCUUUCUUCCAUGGUCACGAUAAUUAUGAUCAACUAGUUCGAAUUGCCAAAGUUCUUGGUACAGAGGAGCUAUUUCAAUAUUUGACCAAAUACGAAAUAGUUCUGGAUCCUCGAUUUAAUGAAAUUUUAGGCCGACAUACGAAAAAGAGAUGGGAACGUUUUGUACAUGCAGAGAACCAACACCUUGUUAGCCCAGAGUCACUUGAUCUUCUAGAUAAAUUAUUGCGUUAUGAUCAUGCCGAACGAUUAACUGCUCGAGAAGCUAUGGAACAUGUGUAUUUUCGUGCUAUUGUUCAGGACCAUGGUGGUCGAAUUCCUGUUGGUGCUCAGCAGAAUAAUGAUGGUAAUAAGAAACCUGGUUCGACCACGCCAAGUACGAAUCCGACGUAAUAUCUGCUAUUAUCAAGGAAAAUUAUUUCCAUUAACGUUCCACUAUGCGAUUAUGGAUAAUCUCCAUUCUCCAAUUGUUUGGAUUUGUAUAAAGCCCGGUUGUUUUACUGCAUCCACCAAUCAUAAAAUUUUAUAACUUAGUGAAGCGCUUUUGUUUAACAAUGGGUCCGACUUUUGUGUAUCUGUAUCUUCUGUCUUUAAAGGUGUAUUCCUUUUAAAAUAGUGUUUUUUCAUCAGUGACAUGGUUAUCUACUUGUUUGAUUCGGUUCCGAAGGUAUUUUGUUGUCAGCUUAAAAAUGAACGCAGUCAUGUUUUGCACUGCACAUUGUCUGUUUAAAAAUUGCAUUUUCACGACCAAUUAGUAGAUGAUUCAGUUUACCUCGUAAAAUUGAAUGAAGCUUGUUUGAUUAUAAAGUUAAAAUCUUUGUGCUUCUUAUUGUAUUUGGCUCACUUUUCAGAUGACCUGUUCUAUAGAAUAAAAAUGAUUCGUAUGAGAAAUGUGUGCAUAAAUUAUAUGUUUGGGUUUUUAUUCGAUUGCUUUCGGUUAAUAAAUUAGAAUGCUGGACGUGACAGAAUAGAUUUUAGUGUUAAACAGAACAAAUGUAAUUUAUUUGUGCUCGGGGUUAUACAUUUACUCGAGACUAGGUGCAAAUAUCACUGAGAUGAUGGAAAGAUGAGUUUGUAAUUGUUGCUACAAAUAAAUAUGACAAUCCUCGUAUUUGUCGAGUUCGCAAAUAAUGAUUGAAUAUUUUGAUUUAAAAACUUUUAGAUUAAUAAUGUUUGGUGAUAAAUUGAAUCGAAUUCUACCAAAUUGCAUUAAUGUUUAGCUCAUCUACCAAUGGUCUAGUAAAUAGUAAUCAUGCUUGCCUUGCCCUAUGUACACAAAACAUGGGGAUUAAGGUCGAAGGGUAUACAUAGGUUCUAAGAUCAAAAUUGUGGGUAUCUUUGAAGUAAUACUCAUGUUAGACACAGACGAAGUAGUGAAUUUGUUUGUUUAUGAACUAGUGAUCUUGAUAUGCUCAUCCUCACCCUUUUUUAUGCUGUUAGCGGCAGGCGUUGGAAUAGAAUGGUAGAGUUUUUAAUGACAAAGACUAAGACGACAUUCACCCACUGAGCUGUUGACUGUUAUUCUGAGCAGUGUAAGGAGCUGCACGUCUUUUGAAUCGGAAUAGCAUUUCAGUUUUGAAUAUUUCAUAAGUUAUGGGAAAUCCCAUCGAGUUGAGUAGUAAAUUAAUACAAUUAAGUAUCUUAUUGAUGAAUAAUGUACUCAUUGUAAUGUUGGUCAAAUGACAAAACUCAGGAAAAACUUAACAUAAUUACAGAUGGAACGCGAGAGAAAGACUAAGUCACAUCCUACUUGUAACUGCGGUACGCUGAAUAACCUUGUGACUAAUUACAUUGCCACACCUGUUUUCUGUCUAGAAGAUUUACCGCUGUGUUUCGGAUAAUGCUAUCUUGUCUGUAUUUCUGAAGAUUCAGGUUUUAAACCCUUACAAUCUUUUUGUUGUCACUGGCAUAAUGUUUUUGUUAAGGCAUAGGAAAAGUGUAAGAGACCCGUUACCAGCUUUUUUCAGGAACUGGAUAAUACAGUGACACCAAAUCAUAUAGGUUUGGCGUUCGGAGUGGUUACAACCUCUGUUUUCGCCAACAAUGUCCACUCAAUAUAGUUCAGAUUGAGAACUAGGAGUAUUUAAUGCGGUUAAGUAUUUUGGGUGUUUAGGUAACACUACUGCUGCCAGUGGAUUCUGUUCACUGGGAACCAAAGAUAGUGACAUAAAUUCACAUACCCCUUACAUUUAUAUUGCUGACUCAGCUUCAAAAAAGGUUGUGGUUAAGUAGUCGGAAGUACGUUCUCUAUGGUCACUUUAUACCGCCUAUCCUCAUCCCAUGAGUAUUCCUUCACAGGAACUAAUAACUCUUAGCAAGGUAUUUGAGUAUUCAUGGUGUUAUAUGGGAUAUUACGAGUUAUUAGCUAUCCUCCAUCAUGAAAUCCCGAAAAUGGCUCUAGCCUUGUAAAUAGCACUUAAAAGUGUUUAUUGAAAUUAGGGGCAAAACAGAUUUGUACAGAACUAUUUAUUUAUUUAAACACAAAUGGCACGAAGGAGCUCCGACAUGUGUGUGCCACAUAAUGAGAUUGCGAAUAGAUAGAGAUGAGUAUAAUAUAAUAAUGAAAAUAAUAGGAAAAAUAGUUUAGACAAAGUACGACCAGAAAGGAUUCUAGCUAGAGAAGUCCCUCACACUUAUCGGAAGACAGUAAAGAAAGUCUCAGCAGGAUACCCACUGGUUUUUUAUUCUGAGUCAUGUCUGAUAACACCUUGAACCGCUGUUUGUGUAUCUCUGGGGCCUGCCAGGGAGUCGUGAAGGUCAGACAUUCCAGUCCUGUACAGCUUUCGUACGACGGUUAUAUGUUGCAACUGGUCACCGAUUCUUCCGACCAGUCACAGCGUCGGUAAAUUAAACUGUUGAUAACCUAUGUUUACAAGGCCCGUUAUUAGAUAUUUACUCGGUAUUUUGUAGUGAAUCCAAGCAAUAGGAUCUGGCAUCUUUUAGUUCGCAGAGUUGAUAACUUAUUUCUUAGUUUGUAAAAGCAAGGUCCCAUAAUGUUAAGUUCAUUUAUUGGAUGAAUCCUGUUUAGUGGUAGUCAUACAAGUCACAACAAGUAAAUUUAUCUAUAUGCCUGAUAAUCACUGAGCAACUAACAUAUUUACCUUGCUUAACACCACCUGUAGUGCUUCUAAAGUUAACCCCGGUCCCUAGCUUAGACAAAGGAAGGGGUUGCGAAUAAGAUCGUGGUCAGCGACCUAUGUCCACAAGUGGUUCCUAAAAGCGUUUGUUAUUCUUAUACACUAGUCUGUGUCGAUAUGCACAGUUGAUUUCUAUGUAUAUUUAUUCAAGUGUGACCCCUAGUUACAUCGUUAUUCUUUGACUAAUUUUAUAUUUAGUGAUUCUCUAUUCAUUAGGAUCACUCAUAAGCACACCUUUGUAUAUAUGAAUUUCUUCAUCGUCUAGAUUACUAUGAAAACUGACUGAAAUAAUUAAGGAUCCUCUUUUAACCAUGGAUCAGAUAUUGUGUUGUGUUAACGCCAAUUUUUUGCAUAACAUAUGGUUAGAGAUGAUGUUAGUCUUGUGUAAAAUAAAAUCGUAAAUUUCUUACUAUUAU
This is a messenger RNA of Schistosoma rodhaini, 4643 nucleotides long. NCBI's taxonomy places the organism in Eukaryota, Metazoa, Platyhelminthes, Trematoda, Strigeidida, Schistosomatidae. The record is from the annotation of a GenBank genome assembly.